Molecule: messenger RNA, 7443 nt
Organism: Plasmodium coatneyi
Lineage: Eukaryota; Apicomplexa; Aconoidasida; Haemosporida; Plasmodiidae
Exons: 2
Coding region: 1-7443 (2480 amino acids)
Source: RefSeq, a predicted model, not a curated record
AUGGAACACCAAGGGGGGAGCUUCCGUCAAAAUGACAAAGGCGAGAUGGGGGCUGUGGUGGAAGUGGUAACUGCAUGGGAAAGGACGAAGAAAGGGAUUGACCCAGCAUCCUCCCCCAGGGGAAAACCGCAACAGGUUGGAAGGGUAUCUGAAGAGGAUGACUCGAAUGGCGAGUCCCCCCCCCAUUCAGUGAUUAAUGAACUGGCUCAUCCAUACGGUGGGCGAGUGAAGAGAUUUUUAACCCCCCCGGAUAAGGUAACAGCAGACAUGAACCACCAGGUGAAUUAUUCAUCAUGUGGUGCGAUUAACAGAGGAGAAGAUGACACACGUGAGGAAGAAGGAAUGGAUGGUUCGGUCCCUUCCUUGCACCGCAGCUAUGGCAGUGAAGAUGCUCCAUGGAAGUCAACCCGAGAGAGUUCAGAUGAUGUGGGGGGGGUGCACCAUGAAGGGGAUGCAGCAUCGAGCGACGAAGGGGAAAUGUCCCUUCGUGGGGAGGUCUUCCCAAGUAAUGAUUCAUUCCUGCGUGAGGAGGAUCCGAUAAGGGAGAGCCUCGACGAAAGAGAAAAAAGAAACGUCUACAGGAAGGCUGACGAAAUAAUAAACCAGGACUCCGGAGGGGGAGAGGACUGGUUGUUGAGCGAGGCGGAGGUGAAUGAACAGCCAAGGGGGGAGACAAAGCAGCAGAGUGGGGUAAGGAAGCACAACCUAUUGGAUCGACACGCGUUCAACCUAAGUGCAGGAGAGCUGCACUCCUUUCUGAAGCGGGACAAGUACCACUUAACCAAAAUGAAGACUCGCAUGAGGAACGUGGUAUACAGGUACCUCUACGAACGCGCAAGGGGGAAAAACCAUCCAGGUGAAAAGGAAAGCAUGAAUGGUGAAGCAUCCAGCAUGCCACCAACAGAUACGUUAGAGGCAGAGACAGAUGUGGCCACGUCGGACAUUGCAAACCUCCUACAUACGGAGUGCACCAUACGAAAGACAAGAAUCGCUCAGUUAAGGAACGUAAGUAAGUUGGUCUGUGACCGGAGGAACGACAAGUGCAUGCAGAUUUUGAGGUACAAAAACGUGUACCUGUUUGGUGGGUCCGGUUGUAGCCCGCAGGGUGAGCCUACUACGCCACCCCGUCAGGGGGAAGUGACCCCGCAGAGGCUUACCCCUAGUGGACGUCACCCCACUUGCCGCUUCACCUGCAACAACCACUUCGUGUGUCUGCAAAGAAAGGAUGACGAGGUGCACGUGUUCAGUCACAGGGUGCUAAGUCUAAAUGAGUUUAUUUUUUUUAAAGACAAGGAGAGUAAGACGACCAACCAGGAGGAAAUAAGCAAAUACCUGGACGAUUUAACAUGCAGUGGGUUCGAAAGAAGCUGCAAAAGGAUUAAGUUGGAUUGGGGAGCCUACCCCUUCUACAUCAUUAAGGAUUCCUCGUGGAAAGAAAUUAAAAGCAUCCACCUGAACGAAUCGAAUCAUUUGUGUAUAUACACAGAUGCAGGGACAUUUGUAUACGAACUGCUCUUUAUGAAUGGAACGAUUAGGGUAAAGUUUAGUGGGAGUUACUUCCAUCGGAGUGGGUCCUCACUGAAUCAGGUGGAUGUGUUAGAGGCGUACUUGCAUAGCGAGAAGAGGAUGAUCCAUGUGGGUUCUUGUAACCUUUUUUUACUCCAACGGAAUAGCAAGCUUUUUAAGGGUGACCUGUUCACCAUCGUGAAGGAGAUCAAAUUUAGGAAGCGAAUUUUAAGUGUGUCAUUUUCUGGCGAUUGGAUCAUCCUUUCGUUUAGUAACAGAGUUUCUGUUCAUCAUAAGGCCAGUGGGAAGGUCCACUUCGUUGUGCAGGUUAACUCACAGGGGGACGUCCUCGGGGGGGAGGUCACCAAAGAAGCCACGCAAAACGGCGUCCCAAAAGACGUCCAAAAAGGCGACCAAAAAGGCGACCAAGUGGAUAGCUCACAUGUUGGUGACGCAACCACGGUGGGUAUUUCCGAACCGACGCAUUGCAUCCCAUUCUUGUGCCCCCUCGAAGGGGACAACCUGUUCUGUCUAGCCUACGGGAGGAAGAUAACCAUAGUGGAGUAUUCCACGGAGAUUGUUGUUCUGAAGCAAUUUGCGAUGAAGCAUUCGGUGAAGCUUUUGCGAAGCGUCCGAAACAACGUUUUGGUGAUUUAUGGGGAGAAGGAGUUAUACGUAUACCAGCUGGUAUGCGUGAAGAAGGAGUUUUCUCUGGUUUUUUUUUUUAACAAAACGGUGAAGGACGCCAAGUGUUGGAAGGUACACGAUGAAGGUAGGACGUUUGAAUUUUACGGAGACGCCAUAAAGGUGAAGGUCAAGCUGAUUAAGAUUAACAGGGACGAUGAAGUGGCCAGGCGAAUUUUUUACGCACUCAAUGGGGGGCCAACAAAGGGGGAUACUACACAUGGUGGUAUUCCUCCUGGUGAUUCUCCCAUUGGGACCGUCGGGGAGGUCGCCCACUUCUACGUUAACCUCCUCUACAUCUACAUUCUGGACGGGGGUAAAAUUGACCUCGUGGUGGUGAAUUCGCUGGUCUAUUUGAUAUACCUGCUUUUCAGCCACCACAGGUAUGGCCUGCUCCUGGCGCUGUUGUUGCACCUAUACAAGGGAAACUGCUGCGUGCUGACGGACUUCCCCGUGGAUGAGGAGGACAGGAGGGACAAGCUGAAGCCGCUCUUCCACUUCCUCUUUGAGACAAGAAUGAACGAUAUAGUAAAAAAUGGAAACAGGUUUGGGAUCGACCCACGGAACAGCAUCUACCAUGUUUCAGACCACACAUCUAACAGUGUGUCCCAAAACUUUCAUUCAAUGGGAUCAUCUUCCGAAUCUACUGCCUCACCAUCGGUCGAUCAACCUAUUUGCGAAUCGAUCAGUGUUUCUUUAAACGAUAACGUGUCAACCGAUGAGGAAGAAAAAGCCACGGAAGGGUCAAUUCCCUCCCCUGGAGCAGUAACCCCCCAUGGAGGAGGAGGGAUCCGCAUCGGUGGAAGAGCCAUUUCAGAUAAGUGCAUCGAAGAACUGCAGAAGUUGUGUCUUUUGGGGAUAGAGAUUAGUAUUCGAUACAAUAUGAACCUGUACGAGUGCAUGUUUCAGUUACUUCGUGGGUUCGGUGCAGAGACUGUCUACUUCCAUCUCAUAGAGGAAUACAUCCUGAGGAAGAGGAUUGGAAUAACUCACCCUUCGCUGGUGGAUACACUGACAGAACAUUUUAAGCGGCUCUACAGGAUGUUUUCCGAGUAUGACGAUUCGUGUUAUGACGUGUUUUUGUUCUUUUGCAGUUUCGUCCGGGGGGCGUUAGGGGGAGACCAUCUGAAUGAGCAGCGUCUGAAUGAGAAGCAUCUGAAUGAGCAGCAUCUGAUUGAGCAACGUCUGAUUGAGGUUGUAUUCUCACCUUUCCAAAAGGACGACGAUUGUAGCGAUGAACCAGGUGGAAUGCUCUGCGGUGACGGAUGUGCAGACUUGGAUGCACACCUGUACCUGCACCACCUGGGGGGGAAGAACAUCUGGAGGAAGAUCAAACGGGUCUAUUCCUUUAUCUGCAUAGUGGAGUUGUUUUUCCGUCUCUUUGAGGGAAUAAUCCUAGAAGGGGACAUAGAAGGGGUCAUCUCACACUUUCCAAUUCAUCUGAGUGCCUUCCUUUACAACAAACACAUUGAAGACAGAACCACCACAGCGGAAUUUUUCAUUUCCUACCUGAUCAGAAAAAAAAACAACCUCUUCUAUAGCUUCUGUAGAUGCAACAGUCUGAGGAGUGACGAGCUUCCCAUUUAUCUGCCGAUGUAUUUGUAUAGGAAUUUUUUCCAUUCCUACUUUCUUUUCGAUUUUGUCUUCUCCGUUUUUUUUAAGGUUCCCUUCAGCGUCGGCUUGGACCGGUUCGCAGUUCCGUUGGAGGGGGGCAUCUCUCUGAGGGGGUGCCAGGGAAAGGUGGACGAAGAGGUGGGCGCGAAUUUCCAAUUCGAGGAUUGUUUGAAUUACAAAAAUGUGUUUUUCCUAUUUUCUCCUUUCCGCGUGGAGAGAGAGAACCACUGCACGUUGAACCGGACCAUUCUGUCUCUCUGGCGGUACCUGCUGGAUGGAACGGACGGCCAGAUGGGAAGGGGUCUCUCCAGCGGUGUUUGCAGUGUUGUCAGUGUUGCUAAUAUUCGCAACGUUGAUCGUGGUGAUGAUGGGGGCGGCUUCCUGGCGUUCCUCUCACCCAACUGGGGAAGAAGUUCAGAUGACGCCACCUGUUCAGAAAGAAACGACAAACAAAAGAUACACCUGAACGACUACUUUAACCUGGACAAAAACGGCAUCUUCCUCCUGCUGCAGUUGUCAUUGAAGGAUACCUUCUACUUAUUGAAUAGGAGCCUCUUCCAGUAUGACUUUACGGAUCACUACGAUGUGGUUAACCUGUUGGUGCGUAAUUUGUGUCUUUUUUACCUGCACAUGGUCAUAACGUUUAUCGUCUACCUGACAUACUUAAGGAAUAUUCUCAGACAUAGCUUAUCGGAGGAGACGUGCGUCCAGAUAUACAGGGAAAUCCUUCUCACCGUUAAUAGUUGCAAAAAGUACGACGAAGUAUGUGACCUGUGUGUGAGGCUGACCCAUGUGAUUGAAUCGGAGAGACACACCCACCUGCAGAAGAAUCUCCCAACCAUAGUUAGGUGGAUCGCGUUGCAACUUUUUUACCUGAACAGACAUAGGAAGGAAACGGCAAACUCAGUAACGUAUUUUCUGAUCCUCUUUUUCAUCCUGCAGGGUGACAGUGGUGACAGCUACUUUUUUGAUUACCUCCUGGGUGUCUACUUUGUGAACUUCCUCCUGCGAUUAUCCUGUGGGGGGGGUGAAAAGAAUCGGAUGAACCAAACACGAGGAAGACGCCGCUUUGGGAAACUCACGAAAAGGUGUUUUCACUUUGCGAAGCAGAAUUACCUGCACAAGGUCAGGCCAUACCUGAAAGAACGAAGCUUCCUUCGAACCUUCCGCUUGAAGGAGACCAACUUACGUAUAAAUAGGAGGGACGUCAGGAAGAACGUGGAAGAGACGUCCUCUCCGGAGAGUAACUUGGUGAAUUACCUCCUGGGGGCGGUCUACAACGUGGAUGUUACUGACCUGCUUCGUCAUCAUGGUGAUGUUGCAGGUGGUUCUGGUGGUGAUGAUCCUGGGGGAUGCGCGUUUAAGAGGGUGCCCACUCGGGCGGGGAAGACAAAAAAAGAGCAGAAGCAGGAAGACAUUUUCUGUGUGCAGUUUUGCAGGAGGCACUACGGGUAUAUUCUGCUACUAUACGUGAAGAGGUUGCUGGUUUUGCACGAGGGGGGGUUAUCCUCACGGGGGAAGAAUCGUGAGAAGGUAAAUCCAGAACAGUCCAGUAAAGACACAACGCAGCAGCGACGCCGCAGGAGGAAGGUAGAGAAGUUGCUGAAGUACAUCCUCUUCUUCAGCCACGUGCGAAAAUGCGAACCGGUCUAUCUGGUCAUACUGAACCACUUCGGUCGGUACGACGUUCUGUUGGACCAUUACCGAGCCAGGCAGCAAUGGAAGAGCAUGUAUGCCUACAUUUUUGGGAACAUUUUUUUUUUCUCUAAAGAGAGGAAAGUGAAGAGAAGGCUCCGUGGGUACCUAUUCUAUGGGGAUGUCCUUCAGCACGUCGAUGUGAUGAGCGAUAUUUUCGUGAAUUACCUUUUGGGGAACUACGUCCUUUUUCACAACCGCACGGUGAGGCUUCUCCGGGGGGGAGCAACCCCGAAGGGGUCAGACAAAACGGUCAUGCACACCAACGUCAGGAAGGGAGACGAGACGAACCAAUCCCCAUGGGGGAAGGAACACCUAAUGAGUCUGUGCAAGCUGUUCACCAGAACGCUGAUUCGGUGUCAAAACUUCUCUGACCUGAUGAAGCAACGAGUUUAUUACCUCCUCCUACAUGAAGCUCGUAUGCCCAGCAGGAUACAAAGGUACCUCCACAGGAAGAUCUUUUAUGCCUACCUAACUCUCCUCUGCAAGUAUAAAAAGGGCCACGUGUACCGAUGCGUCAGGUAUGUUAAUGUAGAAAAAUACAAGGAGCUGUUUGAGCUCCACGGGAACGUGAAUGUCCUCCUCCAUUUGUAUGAAAAGCAGGGGAAGUUCCUAAACAUCGUCGAUCUGUGUCUUAAGCUGAUCAGGGAGAAUAUUCUAAAGUUGAAAAAUGCAUUCUGUCGAGAGGAAGAUUGGUUUGUGCCGAAGGAUGUGACGUAUGGGGACAUGUACUCGGUUCGCUUUUGCAGCCGCAUCGAUAUAUACAAUCUAAGUGCCAUGCCGUUGAAGAGGAGCGUCCGCCGACUGCUCCCACGGGGGGACAGCAAAGGUGAUCGUGCUCAUCAUGCAGGUCAUGAUGAUGAGGAGCAGGAUGUGCUAGUCGGAAGUGUCACUCAGAGGGACUCAUUUUUGGGAAAGCUCCUCAGCCAAGUGAACAGCGCCGAGGAGAGGAUCGCCUGGGAGAGCUACUUCGUGAAGACGCCUCUCUGGGGGGGCAAGCCGAAACGAAAUCGCCCCAAGGGAGAUACAAACGGGAUGACCACCAUUGGAGAUGCAAAGAAGGCGCACCUGUUGAAAGCGUGCCGCAUAUUUCUCACGCGAGAAUACAAUGUAGUCUUCCUCUACAUCUACAUGCUGACCUCUAUCCUGCGAAGGAACAAACUACAGAACGAUCGGAUUAAUGAGUAUGUUUUUUUUUUCAUCGUAAAUGAGUGCGUGAGGGGCUUCAUCAGCGUGUGUGAGCACCUGGUGGGUGGUGCACAGGGGCAGCACGAUGAACGAGACCUCCUUAGAGAAAAGGGGCAUAGCACAACUUCGCCACAGUGCCAACCGUCAGAGAAGAAAGACAAGGAGGUACACAUACACCCAGAUGGGGUUGCAUUUUUUAGCUACCUGUUUGACCAAGUAGUCUUCUUCGUUAUAAACAUAAGUUCGCACCGACAUGUUCAGAGGAUCUGCAAGCAGCUACUGGUGAAGUACCGAAUGUUUCAGGUAAAGCUGGUGAGACCUCCUCUUAUUGGUCUUCUAAAAAGCAUGACGGAGACCUACUCACUCCUUAGUAACAGUUGUCACGUGUUGGAGAGACGGAUAAAGAGGCAAAUAGAGACAUACACGUUUGAGCGGAAGAAGGGGCUCGUGGUGGACUUCCACGUGGACCACACGCACCCCUUCAACAUAAAGUUGUGUGCCCGCAACAAGCGGGGGGGCGAACCCGCACGCCAGUAUCGGAACGACCAAAUCAAUCAGUCCAGUCAGCCCAUUCAACCCAAUCAGCUGAUUCAGCAGGAACAGGAGGAACUGCUUCCCGAGAACUGCAAAGAUUGCACCCCCCUUGGUGACGCCCUUUGGCUGAGCAAAUGCGAACACAGUCAUCACUUUUCCUGCUCGCAGAGGUGCCACCUGUGCGGCGCGAGUGCGGAGCAGUCGAGGAAGUCAGUUCCCUAG